Harpegnathos saltator (Jerdon's jumping ant) is the source of this 2573-nucleotide messenger RNA. It is a transcript of the gene JMJD4, whose product is annotated as jumonji domain containing 4. The transcript has 4 exons. The record is from RefSeq and is a predicted model, not a curated record. Gene Ontology annotation, molecular function: sequence-specific DNA binding; 2-oxoglutarate-dependent dioxygenase activity. Gene Ontology annotation, cellular component: cytoplasm; nucleus. Gene Ontology annotation, biological process: protein hydroxylation; positive regulation of translational termination. Lineage: Eukaryota; Metazoa; Arthropoda; Insecta; Hymenoptera; Formicidae. Bases 235 to 1503 code for a protein of 422 amino acids.
AAAACCGCCGCAGUCGUUCGUGAGACGUGCAGCGUGGAGGGUCGUGAUAGCUUCGCAUUGGUGCGAGUGUUACUUGGCGGUGAGAAGUGUCAUGCAUGUCGAUGAUGACUCUGUGAGAUGAAGAUUCUUAGACUCGCGUCGUUGUCGGACAGGAGGAACAUCUUCGUCGCCCUUACGUUGCACACGCGAUAAUUUCAUGCCAAGUCGGACGAUGAGGACCGGAGAAACUUGGUCAUGUCAACGUUUAUUGAGAUUGACAGUAGUCUGUGCCCCGUUAACGAGGAUGCUUGCGUUCCGAACACGAUCGAGCGGAUCGAUUCGACGGUGACGUACAAUGAUUUCUUCUCCGAGUAUCUGAUACGUAAUAGACCGUGUAUUAUCAGUUCGCAGGCCACCGAGAAUUGGCCAUGCAGGCGCGAGUGGGUGCUGGAAGAUGCACCCAAUUUCGAGAUGCUCCGCACGUCUUUCGGACACUCCGUUGUCCCAGUUGCUGAUUGUAAUAGAAAGUUUUACAACUCGCAAUUCAAGGAUGACAUGUCCGUGGGAAGUUACUUGGACUACUGGAUCAAUUAUAGGCGGAAUAAUUAUUCUAAAACGAUGCCGCUGUUGUACCUGAAAGAUUGGCAUUGCGUGAAAAACUUCCCCGGUGUUCCAAUUUAUGAAGUGCCUCAAUAUUUUGUAUCUGACUGGUUGAACGAAUACUAUAUCGCUCAUCCCGAAUUAAAUGACGAUUACAUGUUCGUGUAUAUGGGUCCGAAAGAAUCAUGGACUCCGUUGCAUGCAGAUGUUUUUACAUCAUAUAGCUGGUCUGCAAAUAUAGUUGGAAGAAAGAGGUGGCUGCUCUUCCCUCCGCACGAAGAAGACCGUCUCCGUGAUCUUUAUGGACAAUUAGCAUACGAUGCAGCUUCGGAGGAGCUUAACGAUCGUACAAAGUACAAGAUGUAUGAUAGCACAAAGUUAAAAUAUUUGGAUGUGAUUCAAGAAGCAGGGGAGAUUAUAUUUGUGCCAUCUGGAUGGCAUCAUCAAGUUUGGAACUUGAGGGAUACAAUUUCUAUUAAUCACAAUUGGAUCAAUGGUUGUAAUAUCAUCAAUGUAUGGCUUGCAUUAAAAAAGGAACUGAGGUCUGUCAUGAAAGAAGUUGAUGAUUGCAAGGACAUGAAAAAUUGGAACGAACAUUGCCAAUUGAUGCUAAAAACGUCAUAUGGCAUGGACUACAAACAGUUCUUCGAAUUUAUAUCUUUUAUUGCUAAGAAUCGUCUACAUGCUAUGGCAAAAAAUACUCAAAUUAUAAACUUCAAUAAGUAUCUUCUUGGACGUAAUCACUGUUUAUUUGACUUACGAGCGUUAAAAAAUGUACUGAAGAAUUUUGUCACAGAUGUGCAAGAUUUGUCUGUGCACAAUUUGAUGUGCAAAAAUGAUGAAGCCCGUGCGUUAUUGAAACAUAUUACUUCGAUUCUUGAAUCAUCCUGUAACAUUGGAAAUGUAAUUUCACUGAAGAUGUAAUGUAAUUUCUCUAUGAAUAUAAAACGAUAUUCAAUAAAUCGUUAAUAAUUAACGCAGAUUAUAAAUUUUCAUGUUUCUGUAUGAUGAUAUUCACUUUUACAACUUUCGUACCGAAUUCUUAAUUUCUAAAUUCUUAUAAAUUCUUCACGUUAACUUUAUUUAAAUUUCCUCUUAGAAGAUAUAACAUUUCGCCAUGCCGCAUUCUAAGAUUACGUUUGUACAGUAAGCACUAUAUUAGAUGCCAUCUUGAAUUAUAGCAAAACACAAGUAAAAUGCAUGAGAUAAUUAGAAAGAGAUAUUCACGACGAAAAGGAAGAAGGAAAAGAAAAGAACUGCAAAUGUUAACACAAAAUAAAGCAUGAAGAAAAGCAAUAAUUAUCUCAUGUCCUAUAAUAAGUGUAAUUAUAUCUAUGAUAAAAAGCUCGCGCGGAUGUGAUAAGUAAGAUUGACUUUUACAAUCUAAUAGAACGAUUAAACGUGGGAAAAUGUAAUUUUUUCCCAGUGGAAGAUACAUUAUUCACUAAAUGUAAAGAUUUACAAGAAAAAUUUUUUUACUCUUGGACUCUAUCAAGCUGUAAUACAAUACAGUUGUAAUAUAACCUAAUCGCAGAUACCUAAUCGUUUUUGCUGCCUAUAAAACAAUAUAGUAUCUCACAAAAUUCUUAACUUAUAUUUUACGUAUUGUCUUAUUUACUAUCAAUUGCGUAAGCAUAUAUGUAUAUGUAUAUAUAUUAUAUAUAUAAAUAUACGCAUGCUAAAGAUGGCUAUACACACGCACGCGCAUGGGCAUGUGUGCGCCUAUAUGCACAUGUGUAUGUACACACUCUACUCCUCUCUAGCGUACAUCUAGCACACAUAUACUCUCUUAAUAAAAAUAUACAAAAUUUAUAAGAGAUGUAAAUAUUAUUUCUCUUCUUGAAUGAGAAGUGGCCGACAUGUCGACAACCGCUUGUAAAAAGACUGUAGACCACAAAUAUUUUUAAUAAAAUCAAUUCAGUAACAUACACGUAUAUGUGAUCUCCGAUACAUUACUUAUAAAUGUGCGUAUAAUAUAACUUUAUUAUUCCGUU